AUGGAGAAUCAACAUGAUAAGAACCCGGUUGCGCACAGCUCGCCAUCUCUAGGAACACCAGGAGCGAACCCGCCGGCGCCAGCCUUGAACCCAGCGCAUCAGCACCACGAUGCCCAUCAUGUCCAUCAAGUUAUGAAUGAUGAGAAGCCUAUCGAAGAUGGAGCCGCCGCUGAAAGAGGAACUUCCAAUACCAGUGGCAGAAUAACGAGCUCGACCGAAAAGCCCGUCGUCGAAACCACGGGGGACGUUGAAAGUGCACAAACUUCCUCAGAGGGCGGCAGGCGUACAAUAUGGUCGCGAUACAAGAAAGAGAUUCGUCUUGCGGUAAAUUUAGGAAUUUGGCUAAUUUUCACAGGCUGGUGGAUUGCUGGUCUAAUCCUUCGUCGCAAAGAACUCGGAUGGGUUGUCCCAUUCCUUGUCUAUCUCGGCGUCACUCUCAGGGUCAUUUUCAACUAUGUACCCAUCUCCAUAGUGACCAAACCAAUAUACUGGGUAUGGUCCCAUACCGCUCAACCUGUCGCCAACAUGAUCCCUCAGAAGAUGCAAACACCUCUGGCUGCUGCUUUUGUCGUAUGCGUGAUCAUUAUCGGUGCAUUUGUGUCUGAGGAGUCCCAGGAUAACACUCGUGAAAAUCGAGCAGUUAGCUUAUUUGGGCUUGCCCUACUCCUCUUCUGCCUAUGGAUUACGUCCAAGAACAGAAAAAAAAUCGUAUGGCGGACAGUUAUUGUUGGAAUGCUCGUGCAAUUCGUCAUUGCUAUCUUUGUUCUCCGAACUACGGUCGGAUAUGAUAUCUUCCACUUCAUCUCUCAACGCGCGACAGAUCUACUGGGAUUCGCGUCACUUGGUACCCAAUUUCUUACCACCCCGGAUGCUGCGAAAAUAAAAUGGUUUUUGGCCAAUGUGGUGCCCGCCAUUAUUUUCUUCGUGUCCCUGGUUCAGCUGCUCUACUACGUUGGUUUCAUACAGUGGUUCGUUGUCAAAUUCGCGUCAUUCUUCUUCUGGGCUAUGCGUGUUUCUGGGGCAGAAGCUGUUGUUGCCGCAGCAUCACCAUUCAUCGGCCAAGGAGAAUCGAUCAUGCUUAUCCGACCAUUUAUUAACUACCUCACCAUGGCCGAAAUUCAUCAAGUCAUGUGCUCUGGUUUCGCAACAAUUGCUGGAAGUGUAUUGAUUGCUUAUGUCGGAAUAGGAGUUAAUCCUCAGGCUUUGAUCUCGUCUUGUGUUAUGAGUAUUCCUGCAUCUUUGGCAGUUUCGAAAAUGAGAUAUCCCGAAACUGAAGAAACUCUCACUGCUGGCCGGGUGGUUGUCCCAGAAGAUGACGAACACAAAGCGAAAAACGCACUUCACGCAUUUGCAACCGGCGCCUGGCUGGGUCUCAAGAUCGGCAGUAUGAUAGCUGCCACUCUCUUGUGCAUCAUUUCUUUAAUCGGUCUUAUCAACGGCCUUCUUACCUGGUGGGGUCGCUAUUUGACAAUCGAAGGGCCAGACCUUACCCUGGAGCUUAUCCUGGGUUACCUCUGUUACCCAAUUGCCUUCCUUUUAGGUGUCCCGCGAACCGGCGAUCUUUACAAAGUUGCCCAGCUUAUCGGCCUCAAGCUUAUCGCGAACGAAUUUGUGGCCUAUACUGCCCUUCAGCAAGAUCCUAAUUACGCCGAUCUCUCGCCUCGCUCUCGACUAAUCGCUACAUAUGCUCUUUGUGGGUUUGCGAACAUCGGAUCCCUUGGCAAUCAGAUAGGUGUCUUGGCCCAAUUGGCUCCUAGCCGUAUUGGAGACGUGUCACAGGUUGCACUGAGUGCCAUGUUGACAGGAGCAUUGAGCACAUUCACCAGUGCCAGCAUCGCUGGACUCCUAGUUACCGACCAACAGCAGUUCUUUAAACCAAAGGACAUGGCCAUGGGAAUGAACUCGACCAUGGCAAUAUGA
Molecule: messenger RNA, 1920 nt
Organism: Trichophyton rubrum CBS 118892
Lineage: Eukaryota; Fungi; Ascomycota; Eurotiomycetes; Onygenales; Arthrodermataceae
Exons: 3
Coding region: 1-1920 (639 amino acids)
Biological process (GO): nucleoside transmembrane transport
Cellular component (GO): membrane
Molecular function (GO): symporter activity; nucleoside transmembrane transporter activity
Source: RefSeq, a predicted model, not a curated record